UAUUUGUCCAACACCACGCUCCUCUGUUUUUAUGACUCUUUCAAAAACACACACAAAAAUGGCAUACUUACAUACCAAUUUCCUCUAUUUACAACCCAUAAUUUUGUACACAUUCAUACUCCUAACUUCAAACCAUGGCAAUUUUCUCACCAUAGUCACUGCUCAGGGUGUGCCGCCGAGCUCGACUCGAUUGACUAGCCUCUUCCCUCACCUUUCCUUCGACCGGGACUACUCACAAAUAUUUGGAGACUCUAAUGCCCAAAUUUAUGCCAAUGGUUCUAAUGCUAAGAUCUCCCUAGACAAAAAAACUGGUGCAGGUUUUGCUUCAAAGAAUCACUACAAUUAUGGUUUCUUUAGUGCAGCUAUCAAACUUCCCUCUGGUUUCACCUCUGGUGUUGUUGUUGCCUUCUAUAUGUCGAAUUCGGAUGUUUUCCCACACAACCAUGAUGAGAUUGACUUCGAGUUACUUGGACAUCAGAAAAGCAGGAAUUGGAUUCUGCAAACAAACAUGUACGGAAAUGGAAGUGUAAAAACAGGGAGAGAAGAGAAGUUUCGGCUAUGGUUCGACCCGACUACAGAGUUUCAUGAAUAUACCAUCAUUUGGAAUAGUCAUCAUAUUGUGUUUCUAGUGGACAAUAUCCCAGUGAGGGAAGUGCAAAACACACCAGCAAUUUCCUCAUCCUAUCCAUCAAAACCUAUGGCUGUUUAUGCCACAAUAUGGGAUGCAUCCCCGUGGGCGACCCACGGGGGAAAAUACCCGGUUAACUAUAAGUACGCCCCGUUUACCGCUUCCUUAGGGCAAAUGGAGAUGGCCGGUUGCGCAUACGACCCGAAGGAUCUUUCGGGUAAAUCGUGUUCGAAGAGUAGUAGUCCAUCAAGUUUGGACCCAGUUGAUGGCCAAGAUUUUGUUAAGUUAUCAAAUCAACAAAUUCAGGGACUUCAAUGGGCAAGAAGCAAACAAAUGAUUUACUCUUAUUGUAAAGAUAAACAUAGGUACAAUGUUUUACCACCAGAAUGCACCACAAAAUAACUAGGAUUCAAUUAAUUUCUUUAUUUUUUUUUUGAUAUAUACAUAUUUUUUGUAACAUUUUUUAUCCCAUUAUUAUAUAAUUUUUAGGGUGAAGAUUAUUUAUGUAA
Molecule: messenger RNA, 1137 nt
Organism: Spinacia oleracea (spinach)
Lineage: Eukaryota; Viridiplantae; Streptophyta; Magnoliopsida; Caryophyllales; Amaranthaceae
Product: probable xyloglucan endotransglucosylase/hydrolase protein 33
Exons: 4
Coding region: 32-1030 (332 amino acids)
Biological process (GO): cell wall biogenesis; xyloglucan metabolic process
Cellular component (GO): cell wall; apoplast
Molecular function (GO): hydrolase activity, hydrolyzing O-glycosyl compounds; xyloglucan:xyloglucosyl transferase activity
Source: RefSeq, a predicted model, not a curated record